AUGCUCAUCCAACGGAAAGAGCACACUGCUAAACCAUUUAUUCGACACCAAUUUCAAAGAGAUGGACCAUCGUAUAGGAAGGUUUCAAACAACAAAGGUAUUUGGAUUGCAAAAUGUCUCAGCAAUGGGCGUUUCACUCUUGUAAUCGACAUAGAGGGUACAGAUGGGAGAGAACGGGGAGAGGAUGAUACAGCAUUCGAGAGGCAGAGUGCCCUUUUCGCUCUUGUUGUUUCAGAUGUAGUGCUCAUAAACAUGUGGUACCAUGAUAUUGGCCGUGAGAAAGCUGCAAAUAAGCCUCUCAUAAGAACCGUGUUUGAGGUGAUGAUGCGAUUGUUUAGUCCACGCAAGACAACUCUGAUGUUUGUCAUUCGUGACAAGACAAAGACACCAGUGGAUUAUUUAGAACGUGUUCUUAAAGACGACAUUCAGAAGAUGUGGGACUCUCUUCCUGAGCCUAAAGCCCACAAGAUGACUCCACUAAGUGAAUGUUUUAAUGUUGAGGUUGUUGCGCUUCCAAGUUAUGAAGAAAAAGAAGUCGAAUUUAAAAAGGAGGUUGCUUGCUUGAGGCAGAGAUUCUCUCCUAAUGAACUUGGGGGACUAGUUGGAGAUCAACCGGCAGUUGUUCCUGCUUCUGGAUUUUCUCUCAGUUCACAGAAGAUAUGGGAAAAGAUCAAACAAAACAAAGAUCUUGAUCUUCCUGCCCACAAGGUCAUGGUGGCAGCUGUACGUUGUGGAGAGAUUGCCGAUGAGAAUUAUGUUGCUUUUGCACAAAAUAAGGAGUGGAGUAAGUUGAAAGAGGCUGUUCAAUCUGCUCCUUAUCGUGGCUUUGGGGAUGUGCUCAGUUCACUCCUUGAUACCUACAUCUCAAAGUAUGAUGGAGAGACUACAUAUUAUGAUGAAGGUGUCAGAUCUGGGAAGCGCAAGCUGCUUGAAGAAAAAUUGCUGCAUCUUGUUCAACCUGCAUUCCAUAAUUUGGUGGAGAAUAUAAGCUCUUCUACACUGGAUAAAUUCAAGGAAGCAUUUAAUACGGCCUUGGACCGGCAGGAGGGAUUUUCUGUUGCUGUUUGUAGGUGUACCGAGUCUUUUAUGGCUCAAUUUCAAGAAGACUGCGCAGAUGCUGCUAUCAAACAAGCAAAUUGGGACACCUCUACAGUUACGGAUGAACUUGAACGUGCCAUGAAAGCCCAUGUUGCUUCAGUUUAUGCUCUCAAGAUAUCCGAACUUGCUGCACAUUGUAAGGUAUAAUAGGGAAGUUGGAGCAGUCAGUUGUCAGGACCGGUGAAAGCCCUUCUAGAAAAACCUAACAAUGAGACAUGGCCCACGUUAAGAAAAAUUGUCUCACAAGAAAUUGAAUCAGUUCUUUCUGGGAGCUGUACUGCAUUUCCUGGUUUUGAUAUGGAUGAUCAAACCAAAGGCGAAAUACAUGCAAGUCUAGAGGAACAUGCAAGACGUGUGGUUGAAGCUAAAGCAAGAGAAGAGGCUGGAAGGGUUCUGAUCCAUAUGAUGGACAGUUUUUCAAGACAUUUUAGCCACGAUUCUGAUUCCAUUCUACGUGUUUGGAACGGUGGGGAAGAUGUCAGAGCAAUCACCAAAACUUCUCGUUCUGCAGCCUUAGAAGUGCUUUCUGUUUUGGCUGUGAGCCGUCUGGAUGGUGACGAUGAUGGUAAAAAUGUUCUGAAUACUUUAUCCAGUGCCUUGCUUGGUUCCACAAAUGUUCCUGCCAGAGAUGGGAAUUUCAGAACAUUCGACCCAUUGGCCUCAAAUACUUGGGAAGAGGUUGAAUCAUCAAAAACAUUGCUCAUGCCUUUCAAAUGUAAAGAAUUGUGGGGGGAAUUCUUGGCAGAGUCCGAGAUCAUUGUUUCUAAGGCAUUUGCUGAACAGCAGGCCAACAAGCGUUUAAGAUUAUAUCCUUGGUUGAUUGCUGGUGGAAUUUUCCUGGGAUUCAGUGCCAUUAAGAAAUUUUUAAGGUGAGGGUAGAGUGCGCCAACAUAGACCAGCGCUGUCGGAGAAAUAGUGUGGAGCCACCAACUUUCAGUAAAUUUUGGCCUCAAUGGAAGAGCAGCUUGUAUGAAUCGGGUUUACUUACACGGCACAGUUCAAUUGACAAUUUCAACCAUAGCGAUAAUAAUGGGGGUUUAGUCAAUUUGAGUUUCAAAAGAUUUUAAUAAUUUUUCUUUUAAGUGACAGAUUUUAAUAAACUUACAAUUUUAUAUGGAUUUUAACAUAUUUAUAUGGAUUUUUAUUAUAAAUUUCUAUGGAUUGGCACA
Molecule: messenger RNA, 2267 nt
Organism: Pyrus x bretschneideri (Chinese white pear)
Lineage: Eukaryota; Viridiplantae; Streptophyta; Magnoliopsida; Rosales; Rosaceae
Product: protein ROOT HAIR DEFECTIVE 3
Exons: 21
Biological process (GO): endoplasmic reticulum membrane fusion
Cellular component (GO): endoplasmic reticulum
Molecular function (GO): GTP binding; GTPase activity
Source: RefSeq, a predicted model, not a curated record